GUUUUAUUAAGAAUAAUUCCGAAAUAAGACGUGGAGCACAUAGGAUUGUAAGCGCACACUUCAAUUGUCAAAAAUUCAAAAUAGAAUUUUAAACGAAUUAAAAAAUCAAAAAUUUAGAAGAAAGUGCUUUUUUGUGUUCUAAAAAGUGAGGUUACCCAACCCGCACGUGGCCCCCACAAUGAAAAAACAAAAAUUGUUAAAGACAUUCAACUUCGAUGAAUUGAAUUCGUUGGUGGUUGAUGAGAAUUCAUGUGUUGAGUUACUUAAUCUUCAGGAGCACAUAGCCCUACAUCCUUACCAUUUGAGUGAUUUAAACAAUUCCGUUAAGGAGAUUUUGAAUUCAAAAAUAGGCAAAUUUUGCAUUAGAUUAGAUGGGAUUCUUUGUGGCUACAAAAAUAUAAAACUUCUAUCAAAAGUGGGACAAAUUUGUGAAGAUUCUUGUUAUAUUCACGUCGAUAUUGAAGCCGGGUUUUUCAUUUUUAAACCAGUCGUUGGGAAAAUACUGGAGGGUUUUGUCCACAAAAAGACAAAGGAUCAUGUGGGUUGUUUGGUACAUAAAAUUUUCAAUGUGUCUCUACCAAAGCCAAAAAAACAGGAAUGGAUUGGCGAAAAUCUCAACCUUGGUAGCAGGAUACAACUGGAAAUUACGUCCACCAAUUUCGAGGGAAAACUACCGUUCAUUAAGGGGAAAAUUAUAAAUGUCCUGGAUGAGGGGGUGAAUAACAAGAUCACUUUUGAUGUAAAUAUUGACACAGUAAAUGAAUUAGCAACAGAAACUAACAAAAAACCGAAAAAAAAUAUUUUUGAUGUUGAAGAACUUGAGACAACUUCAAAGAGUAAGAAAAAAACGAAACGUAAGGCAGAAGUCGACGAUACUGAAGCACCAGUGAAAAAGAGAAGAAAGAAGAAACCUGUAGAAGAGGAAUUUUCGUAAUUAAAAAAAAACUGAGUCAAGUAAAUUUAUUAAAAUUAAACUCUCAAUCAGGCUUGAAGAGCUGGCCGUUCUUGCUUAGCCUCCAGUUCAGCGUUAGUUCGGGCGUACCCUGUGCCCCCCUGCAAAUAAAUCGCUUUAUUUUUGCAA
Tribolium madens (black flour beetle) is the source of this 1081-nucleotide messenger RNA. It is a transcript of the gene Polr1F, whose product is annotated as DNA-directed RNA polymerase I subunit RPA43. Bases 179 to 934 code for a protein of 251 amino acids. The record is from RefSeq and is a predicted model, not a curated record. NCBI's taxonomy places the organism in Eukaryota, Metazoa, Arthropoda, Insecta, Coleoptera, Tenebrionidae. Gene Ontology annotation, biological process: DNA-templated transcription initiation. Gene Ontology annotation, cellular component: RNA polymerase I complex. The transcript has 5 exons.